GGGGCGGGGCAGAGACCGGAGCGUGAUGGCGUCAGGCGCCGCGGGCUCCUCUUCCUGUUGUCAGCGGCCGGGAGGCCGCAGCGUCGGCUAGGAGGCGGAGGGACUGCAGUGGCGGGGAGCGACCCCUGCCCGCUCCCGCUCCAUUUGGUGUCAUGUGAUUCUCUGUGGGAGCUGCUUCGAGAGUGGAAAUGCUCUCAGUGGUGGAGAAUGGACUGGACCCCCGGGCUGCCAUCCCGGUCAUCAAGAAGAAGCUGGUGGGAUCUGUGAAGGCACUGCAGAAGCAGUACGUGUCCCUGGACACUGUGGUCACUAGCGAAGACGGAGAUGCCAAUACCAUGUGCAGUGCCCUGGAAGCCGUGUUUAUCCACGGCCUGCAUGCCAAGCACAUCCGAGCUGAGGCUGGAGGAAAAAGGAAGAAAAGUGCCCACCAGAAGCCUCUGCCUCAGCCUGUCUUCUGGCCCCUCCUGAAAGCUGUCACCCACAAGCACAUCAUCUCGGAGUUGGAGCACCUGCUCUUUGUCAACACGGAUGUAGGCCGCUGCCGGGCGUGGCUGCGGCUGGCCCUCAACGACGGUCUGAUGGAGUGCUACCUGAAGCUGCUCCUCCAGGAACAGGCCCGACUGUGCGAGUACUAUCAGCCUACAGCACUGCUUCGAGAUGCUGAGGAGGGCGAGUUCCUUCUUAGCUUCCUGCAGGGACUAACGUCCCUGUCCUUUGAGCUCUCCUACAAGUCCGCCAUCUUAAACGAGUGGACACUCACCCCAUUAGCCCUCUCUGGGCUUUGCCCACUCUCUGAGCUCGACCCUCUCUCUACCUCUGGUGCAGAGCUACAGCGGAAGGAGUCUCUGGAUUCAAUUUCCCAUUCCUCAGGCUCAGAGGACAUCGAAGUCCAGCACUCAGGCCAUAAGAUCCGGCGGAACAGGAAGCUCACUGCCUCCUCUCUCAGCCUGGACACAGCCAGUUCAUCCCAGCUGUCCUGCAGCCUAAACUCUGAUAGCUGCCUACUUCAAGAGAAUGGCUCCAAGAGUCCAGACCGCUCUGAGGAGCCCAUGUCCUACGACUCAGACCUGGGCACAGCAAAUGCUGAUGAUUCAGACCGGUCUCUGCAAGAGGUAUUGUUGGAAUUCAGCAAAGCCCAGGUAAACUCUGUGCCAACCCAUGGACUGAGCCAAGAAACGGAGAUCCCCACGCUCCAAGCCUCACUCCCCCCCCACGGCCUCAACACCAGCACACAGCUGCACUAUGAGGUGCCUGCAGAGCCCUUUCCUGCCCAGGAAGCCUCUGGAACUCCAGAUGGUGGCCAUGAGCAGGAGCUGCAUUCCCAAGCACCUGGCACCCUGGACUUGCAGCAGCUGGACACUGCCCAAGCUGUCCCUGCAGGGAGCGCCUCAGGUCAGCAGCCUUUUGGUUCUGUGAGAGAGACCACCAAAGCAGUCAGCCAAGAGAAUGGCCAGCAGAAGACCCCAGGGGGUGACAGAGUUGGACUGAAGCUUGUGGUCUCCUCACCCACCAGUCCGAAAAGCAAGAGCUGGAUCUCAGAAGAUGACUUCUACCGGCCUACCCAGGAGCAGCCCCCAGAGAGUGCUUCAGAUUGCUUCGUGGUUUCUCCCAGAGGGCCUCCAGAGCCCAGGCCUGGCCUCCAUAGGCGUUUUUCUCAAGGACCAAGAAAAAGCUGCUCCUUGGAGGCAUUAGACAAAGCAGGUGUGCCUUCCCCAGGAAGCAGGAGAACCAAGGCAGCCCCAGCUCAGGAGCAUAAGAACUUCCGGGUGGUGCACCGGAGGCAGAUGGGGCUGUCCAACCCCUUCCGGGGUCUCAUGAAGCUGGGCACAGUGGAGCGGCGAGGGGCGAUGGGCAUCUGGAAGGAACUCUUCUGUGAGCUCUCCCCACUGGAAUUCCGCCUCUACUUGAGUGACGAGGAGCGCACCUGUGUGGAGAACUGCUCCCUGCUGCGCUGUGAGGUUGUGGGGCCAGCCCACAGCGACGGGCGCUUCGAGCUCAUUUUCUCUGGCAAGAAACUGGCCUUGCGUGCUUCUUCCCAGGAUGAAGCCGAGGACUGGCUGGACCGGGUGCGGGAGGCCCUGCAGAAGGUCCGGCCUCAGCAGGAGGAUGAGUGGGUAAACGUGCAGUACCCAGACCAACCUGAUGACGCCCCUGAAGUGCCCCGGGGUCACUCAGACCUGCUCUCAGAGCCUGCAACCCUCCAAAGCCCGCAGUUUGAUUGGUCAUCUGCCCACAUUCCAGAGCCUGACGCUAUUAAGGAAUCCCUUCUGUACCUGUACAUGGACAGGACCUGGGUGCCCUACAUUUUUUCCCUGUCCUUGGAGUCUUUGAAAUGCUUCCGUGUGAGAAACAACGAGAAGAUGCUAAGUGACAGCCAUGGCAUUGAGACCAUCCGCGAUAUCUUGCCAGAUGCAAGCCUCGGGGGACCAUCCUUCUUUAAAAUCAUCACAGCCAAGGCCAUCCUGAAGCUGCAGGCAGGGAAUGCCGAGGAGGCUGCCCUGUGGAGGGACCUGGUCCGCAAGGUCCUGGCAUCCUACUUGGAGACAGCUGAGGAGGCAGUGACGCUCGGCGGGAGUCUGGAUGAAAACUGUCAGGAGGUGCUGAAGUUCGCCACCCGGGAAAACGGCUUCCUACUACAGUACCUGGUGGCCAUCCCCACGGAAAAAGGCCUCGACUCCCAGGGCUGCUUCUGUGCAGGCUGCUCCCGGCAGAUUGGCUUCUCCUUUGUACGACCCAAGCUCUGUGCCUUCUCUGGCCUCUAUUACUGUGACAUCUGCCACCAAGACGAUGCCUCGGUGAUUCCGGCCAGGAUCAUCCAUAACUGGGACCUUACCAAGCGCCCGGUCUGCCGGCAGGCCCUGAAGUUCCUGACGCAGAUCCGGGCCCAGCCCCUCAUCAACCUGCAGCUGGUGAACCCCUCACUGUAUGAGCAUGUGGAACGGAUGCACCUCAUUGGGAAGAGCAGGGAGCAGCUGAAGCUUUUGGGGGAUUACCUGGGCGUGUGCCGGAGCGGUGCCCUGAAGGAGCUAAGCAAGAGGCUCAACCACAGGAAUUAUCUCUUGGAGUCUCCCCACAGGUUUAGCGUUGCUGAUCUCCAACAGAUCGCAGAGGGUGUGUAUGAAGGAUUCCUCAAGGCCCUGAUCGAAUUUGCCUCCCAGCACAUCUACCACUGUGACCUGUGCACCCAGCGUGGCUUCAUUUGCCAGAUCUGCCACCACCACGACAUCAUCUUUCCCUUUGAGUUUGACACCACAGUCAGGUGUGCCCAGUGCAAGGCCGUCUUCCACCAGAGCUGCCAGGCCGUGGUGAAGGAGGGCUGCCCACGCUGUGCCCGCCGGCGCAAGUACCAAGAACAGAACAUUCUCACGUAACCCCCGUCUCUAGACCCCACCCCAGAGGCCAGGGGGUGAGAGCCAUUAGCCCAAGCUGCUCCAUCUCAUGGUGUCCCAGCUGUGUCCCCUUAACGGGAAAACCCUCAAAUGUGAGCAGUGUACAGGCCUCCCAGAGAAAGCCAAGGAUGCCCCAAUGAUGCCCCAUGGUCUCCCUGCUACCAAGUGUUCCCUGUCUGGAGGUAGCAGGGGGCCUGUUCCUAACCAGGCCCUGCCUCACCACUGUCACAGCACUUCCAUUAGGGCUGUUCGAACACUGUGGAAAUGAGACCUGAGGAGCAUUUUCAAUUCCAAAUUCCCGAUUAAAAGGUCUAGUUUUUUAAGGUGGGUUUUCCCCCUUCAUAUUGCAACAGAAAAUAUUUUUUUAUACUUGACCGUACAUAAGUCACCCAUGAAAUCCAGGCAUUCUCACCCUGAGCAGAUGUGCAGGAGCCACUCAGGCCUGGCCUGGCAGCAGCAGGUAACAAACACAUGAGUCACUGCCAGGACAGAGCCUGGUGCUGGACUGGGUGCCUUGCCUUCACCCUUGCUGCCACAUGCCAAACUACCUGGUGACCUCUUCUUCCUGUCCCUGUGUCUUUACUCCCCACUCCCCCACUCCUUACCUGAAGGGGCCAUCCCCUUUCUUGGUGUCAGAGCUCCUGGCUCUUCUCUAGCCUGGGCUCUUGGUCCCUGCAAGAGAAGGAGAAAUGACUCAACCAGCACUGUCAGCACUUUGCACCUUCCUUGGUUCAGGGAAGGUCAUCACCUUGCCCACCCCUCAUCCCCUGCGAAGAUGGGCAGGGUGCUGCUGCCAACACUGCAGGCCCACCUCCUACGGGCUCUUGGGUCACAACCCUGCCUGGCUGACCCCUCCCGAGCAGAGAUAGGCGAGGCCUCAGAGGGGACAGUGAGCCCAGGGAGGGGCUGGCCUUGGGUGCUGUGAUGACCAAGCCCUGCACUGUGGGGAGUGACUGGUCCUUCCACUGUUGAGAUGUGCAGGGGUGUGCAGAGAAGCUGCCCUGAGGAAGCACCCUCAGCCUCAGUCUUAUAAAGCCAUUAAUUCCCAAAGUUUCCCAUCACUUGCCAGCAGGGGUGCUGCUGGACACUGGGAAAUGUCCUUGGCCCAGGAUUACCUUUGAAAGGGAUCUUGAGGCUGAGGUGGGAGCCUGAAAAUGUUUUCACAGAGAUGCUGAGACCCUUGAGGUUUAGGGGGAGGGGAUGGUCUCUGUUCCCUUCCCCCACCUCUCCUGGACCCAGCAGGCCCUGUCAGCCCUGGGGUCCUCCAGUCAUCCUACCUACAGUUCAAGUUAGAGUUGGAGGCCUCGGGUGAUCUGUCUGUCACUGUCAAGAAAUGAGCCUUCCACCCCUCCCUGGGGGUGAUCAGCUGCUGAGUCAUCAGAGCUAGAUGAAUGUGCAAUAGAAAAGAGGAGGCGGCAGGCGGGCAGGAGGGGGCCUGUGGGGGCGCCAGCAGCUCCUCACAGUCACAGAAGAUGGUGUGCACCUGCACCCAGACACCCUGGCCUCCUAAACUGGGUACCUCGUCUCUAUCCCCACCCCACCCCACCCCAGCCUGCAUUAACGCUCCACCACAAAGAU
This is a messenger RNA of Otolemur garnettii (small-eared galago), 4967 nucleotides long. RefSeq names its product pleckstrin homology and RUN domain containing M1 (gene PLEKHM1). The coding region runs from base 189 to 3371 and encodes 1060 amino acids. The record is from RefSeq and is a predicted model, not a curated record. The transcript has 12 exons. NCBI's taxonomy places the organism in Eukaryota, Metazoa, Chordata, Mammalia, Primates, Galagidae.